GAGGCUUCACAGCCUGCUACUGCGCAUGCUCGAGCUGGUACCUUGCAACUUUGAGCAUGCGCCUUGGUGAUGAACUGGAAACAGGGACCACCUGGGUUCUCUCUGCUUCUGUUCUGAAGGAUGCAGGGAUCUGCAAGUUUAAGAGUUUGUGCAAUGGGAUGCAUUAUCCCUUCAGUUGGGCGGGGGCAUGGGAAGCUGUAAGGGCUUGGAAAGGUCCCAAAGGCAGUAGGACUGCUUGCAUCUGACCAUUUUAUCUGACCAGAGGCUUAGCCACCAUUCUGCAUAGCAGGACAGACAGCUAGCAGGCCAAGAGGAACCUAGUCCUGCAAAGGACACCCCCAAACCUCUUGCAACUGAGCUGGGAUCUUGGUUCCAGAGUGAAAUCCACAUCCUCUCAUGACCUCCAGAGAAGAUAAAAUGGUUGACACCGAUCCAGCUCAGGUUCCUUUGGCCUUUGAAGAUGUAGCCAUGUAUUUCUCAGAAGCAGAGUGGGCUAUGCUAGAUUGGGAUGGAAGAGCUUUAUACUGGGAGGUCAUGGUGGAAAAUUACAGGAAUGUGGCUUCAUUGGGAUCUCUGGGUCCAAAGCCAGCGCUGAUUUCCUAUCUGGAAAAAGGGGAAAUUUUGUGGGUCAUUGAUCAGAGAGAAUUGAGAAAAGCAGUUGAUGUGCAAGUGAAGGAGGAAGAGGACUUUCAGCAGACAGAAAUUUCUCAACUGAGAAAAGCAAAAGAGACAGCAUUCCUGUGGAGCAAUGGAAUAAACUCCCAGCGUACCAAGAAAGGAGCAAGCUCUCCGAUAAAUCACAGGCAGAGAAAGCGCCCUCAGAAAAAAGCCAUUUGUUGUGAGGGAAGAGGCAAAGUCCCAAGUGAAAUGAUCCAAGAGAGGAGUCACAAGGAUGAGAUGCAAGGGGCCCGUUCUGAGGAGUCAGGAUUUGGUACCACUGAAACUAUCAAGAUUCCUCAUCAGGCAGUACAGCCACUGGAGUGCAUUGCCUGUGGACGAACCUGCACCCACAAAGCUGCCCUCAUUAUACACCUGAGAUCUCACACUGGAGAGAAGCCAUAUGCCUGUCCAGAUUGUGGAAAAAAAUUCAGCUGCCGAGGAAAUCUCAAUAGACAUGAAAAGGUCCACUUAGAGGAGAAGCCGUAUGCCUGUUCAGACUGUGGGAAGAGGUUCCUUGACCAGGAACAGCUUCUUUGUCAUGAAAAAAUCCACUUGGGAGAGAAGCCAUACGCGUGUUCAGAUUGUGGGAAAGAGUUCAGCUGCAAAGGAAAUCUUCAUAGACACGAAAGAAUCCAUGCAGGUGAGAAACUGUACUCAUGCUCAGACUGUGGGAAGAACUUUCUUGACAGAGAACGUCUUGUUAGACACAGGAAGAUCCAUUCUGGUGAGAAGCCCUAUAUGUGUCCAAAUUGUGGGAAAUGCUUUAGCAGCAGAGAAACCCUCAGUAGACAUGAAAAAAUCCAUUCUGGUGAGGAUCCCUAUAGAUGUCGCCACUGUGGGAAAACCUUCAGGCAAAGAGGAAAUCUCAGUAGACAUGAAAAAAUCCAUUCAGGACAGAAGCUCUUCACUUGCUCAUACUGUGGGAAGUGCUUCAGACAGAGGGAGUACCUCAGUGUUCACGUGAGAAUCCAUACUGGAGAAAAACCAUAUAUAUGUCCAGAUUGUGGGAGAAGCUUCAAAUGUGCAUCAAACUUUAGCAGACACAAGAAGAUCCAUGGAGGAGAGAAACCCCAUUCAUGUCUGGAUUGCAGAAAAAGGUUCAGAACCCUUUCAGACCUUAAACUUCAUGAGAGAAUCCACACCGGGGAGAAACCUUUUCUGUGCACCGACUGUGGGAAAAGCUUCCGUCGCAGCUCUACUCUGGCAAGUCAUUUGAGAACUCACAAAGGAGUCAGACCGUAUAAAUGCUUGGAAUGUGGCAAAGAGUUACGGCACAAAUUCUCUUUGAUUAAACAUCAGGAAAUACAUAGGUAUAAAUGCUCAGACUGUGAGAAAAGCUUCAGCCAAAGUUCACUCCUUGAGCAACAUAAAAGAAAACACACAGGUGAGAAACCCUUUAGUUGCUUGCACUGUGGAAAAAGAUUUAAUCACAGAUCAGCACUGAUUAUACAUGAGAGACGACACACAGGAGAGAAACCUUAUGGGUGCUUAGACUGUGAGAAAAGCUUCAUUACAAAAUAUAAACUUAUUCAGCAUGCACAAAUCCACACCAAAGAGAAGCAGAGUGUAUGAGAUGAUCUGCGGUCAAAGAUGAAACCUCACUCAACAUGUGAGAAUCUGUGUGAAGAAAGAAGCCUUGCAAGUGCCAGUGCUGUGAGAAGAGAAUUACACAGAGAUUAUGCUUUAUUAUGCAUGAAAGAUUCAGGUUUAGGAAGAGCGAUCCUGUGAAAAGAAUGAGGAAAAAGCUAUUUCUUCGUACCUUCUGUGACUCUUGAAGAUUUGCCUAGGAAAGUGAUCAUAGAGAUACCGAAUAUGUGACAGUCUCCAUUAUGAAUGGACAAUUUCAGUCUCACCAAAUAAAUCACAUGAGGGAAACCACUAAUGCAUGGAUUGUGGGGAAGGUUUUAUUAAUCCUUGUGCAUUUUAUCAACCCUUGUGUCAUUUUAUUCUCCUAGAAUCAUGUUUUCUUGUAAAACCUACACAGAAUAAGACUACAGUAUGGGCAUUCUUUCUCGUGAUCAGCUGCACAUUAUAAACUGUCACCAGAUUUCAGCCAUUAAUCAUGUAAAGGGUUUUUUUUCCUUAUAAAAAAAAUAGUUGGGAGAGGGAGAAAUCAAUCAACAAUUAUUUUUUAGUUUUCCUAUUGUGGUAAAAUAUAUCCCAGGCAAACCGAUGCAUAGAAGCAGAAGUG
Sceloporus undulatus (fence lizard) is the source of this 2851-nucleotide messenger RNA. Its product is annotated as gastrula zinc finger protein XlCGF26.1-like. Bases 397 to 2232 code for a protein of 611 amino acids. NCBI's taxonomy places the organism in Eukaryota, Metazoa, Chordata, Lepidosauria, Squamata, Phrynosomatidae. The transcript is spliced from 5 exons. The record is from RefSeq and is a predicted model, not a curated record. Gene Ontology annotation, biological process: negative regulation of transcription by RNA polymerase II. Gene Ontology annotation, molecular function: DNA-binding transcription repressor activity, RNA polymerase II-specific.